Messenger RNA from Meriones unguiculatus (Mongolian gerbil), 1461 nucleotides. It is a transcript of the gene Aven, whose product is annotated as apoptosis and caspase activation inhibitor. Gene Ontology annotation, biological process: negative regulation of G2/M transition of mitotic cell cycle. Bases 80 to 1108 code for a protein of 342 amino acids. The record is from RefSeq and is a predicted model, not a curated record. The transcript has 6 exons. NCBI's taxonomy places the organism in Eukaryota, Metazoa, Chordata, Mammalia, Rodentia, Muridae.
CUGGGCCGGCGCUUGGCCGCUUCCGGUGGGGCCUGCGCUCUCGGCGGCGGCUCGCGCGCUCAGCUCCACAAGCGGCCUCAUGCAAGCUGAGCGCGGGGCUCGGGGAGGCCGCGGGCGCCGGGGAGGUCGGGAGCGGCCCGAAGGGGACCGGGAGCGGCCCGGGGCCGCGGCGGCGCUGGCGAGAGGAGGCGGCGGGGACAGAGGCGGCCGGCGGGGCCGGGGCCGGGGCUCCCGCGGAGGCCGAGGCGGCGGCGCCCCGCGAGGCGGCCGGCGGGAGCCCGGAGGCCGGGGCGGCAGAGGCAGCGCGCGGGUGGAAGAUGACAGUGAUUCAGAGACCUAUGGAGAAGAGAAUGACGAGGAAGAAAAUUUUUCUAGAAGAAAGAUCGUCUCCAACUGGGAUCGAUAUCAAGAUACUGAGAAGGAAGUUAAUGGUGAAAGUGGAGAAUCCCAGCGGGGGACAGACUUCAGUGUCCUCCUGAGCUCUGCAGGGGACUCCUUCUCACAGUUCCGAUUUGCUGAGGAGAAAGAAUGGGAUAGUGAAACUUCAUGUCCAAAGCAGAAUUCAGCACUCUACGUGGAUAGUGAGUCACUGGUUCGAGCACUUCAGCAGCUGCCUCUCGCAGUCCGGCUUAAUGUUGCUUCAGAGUUGAUCCAGACCACAGUUCCUUUAGAACUUCCACAGGUGAAACCAAGGAGAAACAAUGAUGGCAAGGAGCCAGGCAUGCAGCUAAGGGGACCCAUCUCCGAGCUCAGAUCUGCUGCUGGUGGUGGUUCCAGGUCUCUGGGCAGAGACAGUUUAAAAUCCAGCCCUCUAGAGGGUUUGCAGAAAGCUGCGUCCCCACCACAGUCAGUCGCAGACCAUCUAGAAGAAGAACUGGACAUGUUGCUGCAUUUAGAUGCGCCUGUCAAAGAGGAAGACAGUAUCUCUCCAGAACAGACAUCUCAGGGCCAGGAACCAGAAAGAGAUGGGCAUGUGGCCCAGGAGGAAACAGUUCCUGAAAAACCAUCUAUGACUGGAGAGAAAAAUAUGGAACCUGAGCAGCCAAGCACAUCCAAAACUGUCACUGAGGAAGAUCUGGAAGACUGGCUGGACAGCAUGAUCUCCUGAAAAUGGGGAUCAAGUGGGGGAAAGUGCCUGAAGCAAAUGUUGGUUGCCUUCUAAGUAAGGGUGGGCUAGUUUACCAGAAACCCCAUGCUAACAUGUACUGUUACGCUUUCCAUGGCCAACACCUACCUCUGUGUUUGAUGGCAUCUGAAUACAUGUAUGAGGCUUGCUUAGGGCUUCGUUUCUGUUGUAAUCUGGUUUAGUCACCUAAUAGAUUUUCUUAAGGACGGGAUGUCACAGCUACAUUUUCAGCCUCCUUCCUGUCAACACUGACAGCACAUCAGGUGCUUAUUAAGGUGAUAUAGAGAAGCAACAAGGCAUGCAGUUGGUCAAAAUAAACAUCCUCUGGUCUCUGA